AUGCGGUCAAUCAGGCUGAUGCUUGUUCCAGGGCUGCUGUUCGCAGCCUUGGUAAACCUCGUGGAGGCUGAUCGAAUACCACUUUCUAAAUUGUUUCGUUAUACUGUCGAACCUAACAUUGCUGGUAGUUGCAGUGAGUAUGGAGAGGAUACCCUGAAUGCCAUUGCCGAUGAUGCCUAUGCGUUAGCUACACAUGGGUCUCAAGCCAUGAGCGACUUCCAAAACACCGACGCGGCCACGCAUGAUGCGGUAAAGCGAUUGGUGGAUACCAUGUUUUUUAGACCAUCCGAUGAUGAGUUCGAAACCGUGAGAACGAGAGUUGAUGGUGUGAGGUCUUGGAUGGAGACAGGCGGCAAUGUCAACAAUGGACAGAACAAAAAAACUUAUCUCUUCUGUGGCGACUCGUGGGCAAUUCGCAAGGACAUGAAAAGCCAAAUGAAGGAUAAAGACGGAAACAAUAUAGUCUUUAAAUCGAGUGGCAAACCUAUCCGUAUCAAGGACAGCAAAACAAUGAACAAAGCCCGCGAAGACCUUGCCAAAAAGAUAGGUACCAAGGAAAGUAGGCUCUUUCCGUGA
Molecule: messenger RNA, 576 nt
Organism: Aspergillus tanneri
Lineage: Eukaryota; Fungi; Ascomycota; Eurotiomycetes; Eurotiales; Aspergillaceae
Exons: 3
Coding region: 1-576 (191 amino acids)
Source: RefSeq, a predicted model, not a curated record